Molecule: messenger RNA, 1996 nt
Organism: Magnolia sinica
Lineage: Eukaryota; Viridiplantae; Streptophyta; Magnoliopsida; Magnoliales; Magnoliaceae
Product: importin subunit alpha-4
Exons: 10
Coding region: 159-1766 (535 amino acids)
Biological process (GO): NLS-bearing protein import into nucleus
Cellular component (GO): nucleus; cytoplasm
Molecular function (GO): nuclear import signal receptor activity; protein binding
Source: RefSeq, a predicted model, not a curated record
AUUGCUUUUCUUCUCUUCUGGUUCACACUCCAAACACUCCCCUACACGCUUUGUCUCGUUCGUUGGAUCUCUGCUUUCUUUCGUUGAGGCAUUUUUACAAACAGAUUGAGAGCGGAAGCGAAAGGGAGAAAUAAGCGUGAGGGGAGAGAGAGAGAGCAAUGUCUCUUCGACCCACCUCUCGGACCGAAGUCCGCAAGAAAUCGUACAAGACGGGGGUCGAUGGCGACGAAGCCCGGCGUCGGAGAGAAGACAAUCUCGUCGAGAUCAGGAAGAGCAAGAGAGAGGACAAUCUCCUUAAGAAACGGCGAGAAGCGCUUCUACAAUCUCAGCAGUCGCUGGAACCUUCUUCGCAGGCUCCUUCUGGGGUUGAAAAGAAGUUGGAAAGCCUUCCUGGAAUGGUACAAGGAGUAUGGUCUGACAAUCCUGCUUUGCAAUUGGAUGCAACUACUCAAUUUAGGAAGCUUUUAUCAAUUGAGCGCAGCCCUCCUAUCGAUGAGGUCAUUAAUGCAGGUGUUGUUCCUCGGUUUGUGGAGUUCCUUUCCAGGCAUGAUCUACCUCAACUGCAAUUUGAAGCAGCAUGGGCUUUGACCAAUAUUGCUUCUGGUACAUCAGAGCAUACACGGGUUGUCAUUGAUCACGGUGCUGUCCCACUGUUUGUGCAACUUCUCAGCUCUUCAAGUGAUGAUGUUCGAGAACAGGCUGUGUGGGCCUUGGGUAAUGUGGCUGGUGACUCACCAAGUUGUAGGGACCUUGUUCUUAGUCAUGGCGCACUCAUGCCUUUGCUGGCUCAGUUAAAUGAACAUUCAAAAUUAUCAAUGCUGAGGAAUGCUACAUGGACUUUAUCCAACUUUUGCCGUGGCAAGCCACCGGCGCCAUUUGAACAGACAAAGCCUGCACUUCCAGCUCUUCAGCGACUAAUUCAUUCAGCUGAUGAAGAGGUUCUAACGGAUGCUUGCUGGGCUCUUUCUUAUCUUUCUGAUGGCACCAAUGACAAAAUCCAAGCUGUGAUUGAGGCGGGUGUCUGUCAGAGACUUGUGGAACUUCUGCUCCAUCCAUCACCAACAGUUCUUAUUCCUGCUCUCAGGACAGUGGGAAAUAUUGUCACCGGCGAUGAUACUCAGACUCAGUAUGUCAUCGACAACAAUGUGCUCCGUUGUCUCUAUACACUUCUUACACAGAAUCACAAAAAAAGCAUAAAGAAAGAAGCGUGUUGGACAAUCUCAAAUAUCACUGCAGGGAAUAGAGGUCAGAUACAGGCUGUUAUUGAUGCCAACAUCAUCCUCCCACUUGUACAACUACUCCAACAUGCAGAAUUCGAUAUCAAGAAAGAAGCUGCAUGGGCUAUCUCGAAUGCCACCUCUGGGGGUACUAAUGAGCAGAUCCACUAUUUGGUGAGACAAGAUUGUAUCAAGCCACUCUGUGAUCUUCUUGCAUGCCCGGACCCGAGAAUUGUGACGGUGUGCCUUGAGGGGCUCGAGAACAUACUUAAGGUGGGUGAGGCUGAGAAAGAAAUGGGGAACAACGGUGGAGUGAACAUUUAUGCACAGUUGAUCGAUGAAUGCGAGGGUUUGGAUAAAAUUGAGAAUCUGCAGAGCCAUGACAACAAUGAAAUCUAUGAGAAGGCCGUGAAGAUAUUGGAAAGAUACUGGGUCGAGGACGAAGAGGAUGAACAGAAUAUUCAAGCUGGUGGGGAGGGCAAUCAGAAUUCCUUCGAGUUUGGAGGUAGCCAGCCAAAUCUCCCUUCUGGUGGCUUCAAAUUUGGUUGAGAGAGGCUACUGGGGUUUUAAGGUUUUAUGGGUUUGUUUUUGUUUGAACUCGUUGUCGCGAGCUGGUACUAUUCUCCGCGCAAGGGUCGGGGUUUUUGGUUGGAUUCAAAAGUAGAUCCUGUGGUGCAUCUUCUGGAUGCCUGCAAAAUUGUAAGCUUUUUACUACUCGCGUUUUUCCCUUCUUCUUACCUUUUCUUUUCAAUGGAGAAACCCAAGUUUCUUUGAUCGAA